This is a messenger RNA of Pseudomyrmex gracilis, 2379 nucleotides long. It is a transcript of the gene Tbh, whose product is annotated as tyramine beta-hydroxylase. Lineage: Eukaryota; Metazoa; Arthropoda; Insecta; Hymenoptera; Formicidae. Bases 425 to 2206 code for a protein of 593 amino acids. Gene Ontology annotation, biological process: dopamine catabolic process; octopamine biosynthetic process; norepinephrine biosynthetic process. The record is from RefSeq and is a predicted model, not a curated record. Gene Ontology annotation, molecular function: copper ion binding; dopamine beta-monooxygenase activity. The transcript is spliced from 10 exons. Gene Ontology annotation, cellular component: secretory granule membrane.
UAUAAAAAGCCUCUAUGGAAAAACAUAUAUAUAUCUCACUAUCGAAAAAGACUAUAUUCUUAAAUUUUCGGUAUUAGAGAUUAAUAUCGGCGGAACAAUAUAAGCGAGAAGAUAAAAACGUUUCUCGAUUCGCUUUCCGGAGUUUGCGCAUUUCGCACGCUCUCGGGAUGGAGAUCCUGCGAGAUCGCUCGAAGGAUUAUCAGUCCUGAUCCACCGUUCUCGGACAUCACAGUUCAUCCUGCGAAAACACAAGAGCGACAUUCGAAAAGAGAAAGAACGAGUAUAUCAAUUUCAAUUGUUGUAAAAAAUUAUAAUAUCAAACACGCGACUUAGCAAAAAUUCAACAACCGACAAAGAAGUUCAGCGUGUUUCUUCGGUGUACAGCUUUGUAGAGAAAUUUAACGAAGAUCUUAUCGCGUUGACGAUGACGGUGUUUCUGUUUUUGCUGAUCGUUCUCGCGUGUGUCCAUCCGGGUUGGUCUCGGCGCGGUCUCACGAACGCCGGAAAUGAAGCGGUGCACACGGUUCCACUUGGAUCUGAAGCGACUUUUUACUGGAGAGUGGAUUUUGCAAACAAAUCGGUGAAUGUGGAGGUUCAUUUUGUCGGUAACGACAGCACUUGGUUCGCCAUCGGAUUUUCUGAUUACGGGGAACUAAAGCCGGCCGAUUAUUGCGUUUUGUGGUCUGAUUGGCGUCAACAAAUUCAGCUGCAAGAUUCGUGGUCGGAUAUCGAUGGGACGUUGCAUCUGGACGAUCAGCAGGAUUGCAAGAACUUCGCAUGGAAGAGACGCGGCAACGUGACGAAGUUUACGUUCGUUCGCAAAUUCGACACCUGCGACGAACACGAUUACAUUAUUGAGCGAGGUACCACGCAUCUCGUGUGGCUUCGCGGACGCGGACCCCUGUCCUCCCUGGCCGGUCUCAAGAUAACGGACGCGAAGACGUCGGGUAUGUCUCGCACGGAGUUGCUCAGAGUGUCUCACAAAAAGCCCGUGUUUCCCGCGAACGCCUGGCAGCUCGAUGUGCUCGCCCAUCGGGUUCAAGUGCCCAAAAGGGAGACCACCUACUGGUGUCGCGUGCAGAAAUUACCGUCGGCGUUACAGCGAAAACAUCACAUUCUGCAAUUCGGACCUUCCAUUCAGACGGGCAACGAGCAUCUCGUGCAUCACAUAGAAGUCUUUCACUGCGCCGGACCUCCGGAAUCAGAAAUGCCCAUGUACGACGGGCCGUGCGACAGCGUCGAUAGGCCUGAAAAAACACAGAUCUGCAAAAAGGUGAUGGCGGCGUGGGCGAUGGGUGCCGACGCGUUUGUGUACCCGAAGGAAGCUGGACUGUCCAUCGGCGGUCCUGAAUUCAAUCCGUACGUUAUGCUGGAGGUGCAUUACAACAAUCCCGAGCUGCACCAGGGCGUCAUCGACUCCUCCGGAAUUCGCUUCGUUCUCACGGAGACUCUGAGGGAGUACGACGCGGGUGUGAUCGAACUGGGUCUCGAGUACACGGACAAAAUGGCGAUUCCGCCGCGUCAGGAAGCCUUCAUGCUGUCCGGUCACUGUAUAACCGAGUGCACCGGAGUCGGAUUGCCCCAGAACGGCAUUCGCGUCUUCGCCUCGCAGCUGCACACGCAUCUGACCGGCAUCAAAGUUAUCACUCGCCACGUGAGAGACGGCGAGGAGAUAGCGUCGUUGAAUUACGACAACCAUUACUCCACUCAUUUUCAAGAGAUCAGACUGCUACCGAAACCGGUCACCAUUCUGCCCGGAGAUUCUCUGAUAACUACGUGCACUUACAACACAAUGAAGAGACACAACGUGACACUCGGCGGGUUUGCCAUAUCGGACGAAAUGUGCGUCAAUUACAUUCAUUACUACCCCAACGCGCGAUUGGAGGUAUGCAAAAGCGCCAUAAGCGACGAUGCCUUGCGAACGUACUUCCGUUACAUGCGGGAAUGGGAGAAUCAAGGAACCAACUCGGAAAAGAGCAUCUCGGCGAAUUAUAAGAGCAUCGAGUGGACCAAAGUCCGAGUCGAAGCGCUUCAUGAUCUUUACGAAGCCGCGCCUUUGGGAAUGCAAUGUAACGGCUCGGACGGCUCUCGUUUGCCCGGCUUGUGGGACAAUAUCGCGGCGACACCCGUUAGAUUGCCUCUGUCACCGCUGGCCCGAGAUUGUCUGGAACCUUCGCUCCGGCGCGAAAUAUUAGAUAAUAUGUAAGAUGUUAUCCGAGUCGUCGAUUGAUUGUUCCAUUGUGUAAAUACAUCCCGGGAACAAACAAGUAAUUAAAAUUCCAGAGCAUAUUAACACGUUACGUAAAUUGUCUUUCUCUCAAGUGCGGACGCGCAACGUCACGGUUGGCCGAAAAUAAAUCUUCGAAAUAAAAUUCAAUA